Molecule: messenger RNA, 7753 nt
Organism: Stomoxys calcitrans (stable fly)
Lineage: Eukaryota; Metazoa; Arthropoda; Insecta; Diptera; Muscidae
Product: elongation of very long chain fatty acids protein AAEL008004
Exons: 10
Coding region: 962-2041 (359 amino acids)
Biological process (GO): very long-chain fatty acid biosynthetic process; fatty acid elongation, polyunsaturated fatty acid; sphingolipid biosynthetic process
Cellular component (GO): endoplasmic reticulum membrane
Molecular function (GO): fatty acid elongase activity
Source: RefSeq, a predicted model, not a curated record
CGUCUUUGUCCGCCGCCCGUUGUCUGUCGUAGCCGUUCUCGUUGUCGCCGUCGUCGUUUGUCGUUACAUGUGCUGCGUCGUCGUCAUCGUUCACUUAAAGUUUAAACUUAGCUUAGCUUAGCUAAAUGGCUUAACUCGCCAAUAUUUAGUCGCACGCCUAACGUUGACAUUCAUUGUUGUGUUGUGAAACUUAUAGCGCUUACAGCACAAUAACCCAACACGAAGAAAAAGAACAAGAAAUUAAAAAAUGUUGAUUAACUAACCAACGACAAAAACAAAUAUAAAGAUAAAGAUUAAUACGAUAAUCCAACAGAUAACGCUUAAAGAUUUUAUUUUUUGAAAUAAUUUAAAUGAAAAAAAAUAAGACUUUGCAAAAAUGCUUACAAAUCCCACUACACCGAUUGUUAAGUGAUCACCACAAAACUACACAAAAACAACAAUAAAAACCCCAAAGUAUAUAUACAAUAUACAUCUAUAGUUAUAAUCAAUAAAAAAAUACCUAUAACAAAAUUUAAAAAGAAAAAGAUACCAAAAAGAUCAAGCAACCAACGACGCUAAACACAAAAGUAAAUAAGUGUUUGGAAUUCCUGUUUGUUUUUUAUUUUUGACUUAAGUACAAAAAACCGAGAUUUGAAAUACUCCUUAAGUGUCGAGACAGUCUAUCAAUUAUUCUCAUCGCACAUUGUCGAUUAUCAUAGAACAAACAAAAAAAUACAAGAACAACAACAACAUCAACAAUCCCCAGAAAAGAUAAUCAACAAAUAUUAAUUUCGCCGUUAUAGACAUAAACAAAAAACUGAUAAAAGAAAGCAGAAUAACUCAUCCCCUUAUCUCUCUCUCUCUCUUCGGAUUGGUGUAAAAAGUGAUACAACAGAAAAAGAAUAAGCAAUAGAGAAACUAUUGCAAUAAGUUCCCACAACAACAAUCAACUACCACCAACACAACCACACACAAACUCACGAUGGCCUUAGUUAUGAAAUACAUAAACAUCAUGCACAGAUACAUGGACUCACAUGGCGAUCCAAGAACGAAGGAUUGGCCAAUGAUGUCAUCACCAUUUCCCACAUUAGCUGUAUGUCUCACAUAUGUCUACCUAGUCAAGGUGCUAGGACCACGAUGGAUGGAAAAUCGCAAACCAUUCCGUUUACAAAACACAUUAAUUUUUUACAAUGCUGCACAAGUGAUAUUUAGUGCGUGGAUAUUUUAUGAGAUUGGUAUUUCCGGUUGGCUGACAGGACACUAUAGCUUCCGAUGUCAGCCGGUUGAGUAUAGUAAUAACCCUAGAGUGAUAAGGAUGGUCCACGCUUGUUGGUGGUAUUAUUUUUCAAAAUUCACAGAGUUCAUGGAUACGAUAUUCUUCGUUUUGCGCAAAAAACAAAGUCAAAUCACCACGCUGCAUGUAAUUCACCACGGAUGUAUGCCAAUGUCUGUGUGGUUUGGUGUUAAAUUUACUCCAGGUGGCCAUAGUACCUUCUUUGGUUUGCUCAAUACCUUUGUGCAUAUUGUCAUGUACACAUACUACAUGUUCUCUGCCAUGGGUCCACAAUACCAGAAAUAUUUGUGGUGGAAAAAGUAUCUCACCACCUUCCAAAUGGUUCAAUUCAUUUUGAUAAUGGUGCAUGCUUUCCAGCUGUUGUUCAUCGAUUGCAAUUAUCCCAAAGCCUUUGUGUGGUGGAUUGGCAUGCAUGCCGUUAUGUUCUUCUUCUUGUUUAAUGAAUUCUACAAACAGGCCUACAAGGGUCGCAAAUCGCAAUACAAGAACUUAUUAAUGUUCUUCUUGCAGCGUGCCGAAAAACAUGGCAUAGAGGAAACAGUACUGGCUAAUGGUCAUGCCAAUGGCGAUUGCCAUCAGCAGGAGGUAUCAAAGAAACUAUUGAACGGCCAUGCCAAUGGCAAAAUCAAUGGCCUGACAAACGGCAGUCUGGCAAAUGGCAGUGCGAAGACCUCGAAUGGUUACAGCAGCAGUGGGUUGAAGAACGGAGCCGCCGUGCUGGCCAACGGCCACUCAACAACGGAGUUGACGCAGCGAAAGGUGAAAUAAUACAAGACCAAAAAUGGCAAACGCAAAAUGCUACGAAGGAAGUUGGACAUUUAAUUGUGAGAUAGAAAUACAAAAUGCGCGGAGAGCGCACGUGAGGAAAUCAAUUGGAACUUAAUUGCAAUAAUUCUAAUACUAAACACACAAACAACAAGAACAAAAACCGAUAAACUAUUGUUUUGUAGCCUAGAUAUCGGGAGGAACCAGUUUGGGGGAGCAACCUCUUGGGCGCCAUAGGUCAUACGUGCGUGUAUGCCCUAGUCAUUGUCCAAGACGUCUAAACCUGAGUCCCCCCAAACGCGAUCUCCUCCUUUAGCUGAAUAGUAAACCAAGUUGUAUUGAGAUAAACAAAAACAAAAAGAAAAACAAAAACAAAGCGUAAAAGCGAAAACAAAAAAUAUUUCUAUACAAUUUACAAACAUUUUGUGAUGUAUUUUUCUUUUUAUAAAUAAUAUUUUUUGUGUAAAUUUUCCAAAUAGUUCCGUAAUAUUUAACAAACAUCUACACACAAACACACACCUACAAAAGGGGAAACAAGCUAAAAAGAAACCAGAGAAAUUAAGAACAUGGAUAUUUAACUAUUCCUUGGUUACGGUUAAUUGCUCUACUCUGAUUUUCAUUUUCUACUUUGGUCUUAAGUUCAACUUUUUAUACAAUGUUAUACCAUAUACAAAAGAAAACAUCCAUACCGUGUACUAUGUUUAACCCAUUUUGUUACAACAUUUCGUUCGAUCGUUCAUUCAAAAGCAAAAGAGACACAAAACAAAAACCGAGACCCACACAAAUCUUUAUAAAAAUUUUGUAGCUUUUUAAAAAGUAAAACAAAACAAAAAAAAAAACAAAUAUUCGCUUUAGUUGUACAAAACAAAAUCGAAGUUGAAGAGAAGCAGAAGUGAGUUUAUAUAGUUUAAAGUAUAAAUUAAAUUAAAUUAAAAAAAAAAAAAAAACAAAAAACAAACAAAUGUAUAAACUAUUUAAAAUACAAAAUAAAGAAAAAUACAUAAUAUUUAAAGUAAUAAUAAUAAUAUAAAUAAACUAUAUUUAAAACAGAAAACCAUUAAAUUAAUUGUGAGGUUAUGUUAUUAUGUAGGAAAUAAAUAAAGAAAAAAUAUUUUUUUUAAAAUAAUUUUGUAUAAAUCAACUAUGUUAUGUUUAACAAUUAAAUCGAGUCAUGCUUAAGCAAAAAUAAAAUAAAAAAACUGAAAACAUACAAAAAACUUAAUUUGAACAUUUGUACUUUUGAAGCUAAAUCAAACUUCUCAUAGUGGCAGCCGCACUAAAGGGUAAGGUCAUAAUUGACCAUAGAACUCUUGAAACAAAAGAAUUUGCGGCAUGUCAGGGAAAAAAAGAAGUACAAGGCUUAAGAGUCGGCUCUCCCUCUUUUGGAUACUAAAAACAAAAAUGAAAAAUACAUUGUAAAAUUUAUUUUUAAAAGUAAAUGGAAACGAAAAUUUCAAAAUAAAUCAAAUACAAAACAAAAUUACCAUUGCUUUAUUUAUUUAUUUAUUUAAGACAAACAAUUAGAUAACCACAAUAAAGAAAUUGAAUUAUUCCCCCAUGUAGCAGCAAUAAGAGUGGUAAUGCACAUUUGCCCAUGAACACUCCCUUAAGGAACUGGGGCACAAUUCUCACAUAUCUCUAAGUGCUGUCCGAUUCAAAUUUUAAGCUCAAUGGUAAGGGGCCUGCUUUUUAUAGCCGAGUCCAAACGGCAGUGCGACACCCUAUUUGGGAAGAAGUUUUAACAUGGCAUUGUAUCUCACAGAUGUCGCCAGUAUCAAGAUUUUCUCUGAUGUUCUCGCCAGGAUUCGAACCCAGACCUUCAGCGUCUUAAGCGAACAUGUUACCGCUGCGGUAUGGUGGCCUGGCAAAUUUAUUUAGAUCAAUUAAUCUAACGUUCCGGGCUUAUAAUAUCCACUUUUUUGUAGGAUCGCUGUGAAAUUUUAUACCAAUUUUUAUUCACAAAAAUCUUUACGGAUAAUCAAGGAAAAACUCAGUGAACAACUGGAAAAUGGAUUUUUAUUAAAAAUGAUCAAGAUAAUAGGGCUACGUGUCCAUUUCACAUCGACACUAUUAAGUGUAAUUUUUUUUCAAGUAACCAACACGCAGGGGAUGUUCCCUAUAUAUGCAGUGCAGUUAAGGGUUGGAGGGGGGAAAGAGGGCGUAGUGUUUAUUGAUAUUCGACUUUAAUUUCUGAACGUCAAUGUCGGUGGGAAAGACAUUAGCCUGAAGUCGAUCCCACAUACGAAUGGUUCGGGCGAAAAAUUAAUUCUCUCUGUAAUGCAAAGUUCGAUCGACUGGCCCAUCAAUUUCAAACGGGUUUUAGCUCCUGGCAAGUCUUGUAUUCCUGGAACACACACCAUGGAAAUAACGAUAGAGCAAUACAACGCUACCCACAUUCCAACGAUGUUCAAGAGAAGCAAUAGAGUUGGAUACCCUACUGUCCCCAAUCAACACGGAGAGCGACUCCGGAGAGUGAUAAGCAUGAUUCAAAUCGGUUCAUAAUCUGGUAUAGCUCUCAUAUAAACCAAUCUUGGAUCUUGACUUCUUGAGCCAAUAGAGCGCGCAAUUCUCAUCCGAUUAGGCUGAACUUUUGCAUUAGGUGUUUUGUUAUGACGAUCAAUAGUUUGAUACAGCUCCCAUAUAAACCGAUUUCCCGAUUUUGCUGCUUGAGCCCCUACAAGGCGCAAUUCUUAUCCGAAUGAACUGAAAUAUUACACAAUGACUUCUACAAUGUUCAGCAUUCAUUUAUAGUCCGAAUCGGCCUAUAUCAUGAUAUAGCUCCAAUAGCAUAACAGUUCUUAUUCAAUAUUUUUUGUUUGCCUAAAAAAAGAGAUACCGCGUAUAGAACUCGACAAAUGCUAUCCAUGGUGGAGGGUAUAUAAGAUUCGGCCCGGCCGAAUUUAGCACGCUCUUACUUAUUCUACAUCAUAUGUCUUUGAUAUCAAACCAACGGACAUAUUUAUGCACUACACCACCACUGUGGUACAGGGUAUUAUAGAUUUGUGCAUUUGUUUGCAACGCUAAGAAGAAGAAGAGCUAGACCCAUCGAUAAGUAUACGGAUCGGCUUAGACCGUCCGUCCGUCUGUCUAUGUAUUCUUGUAAUCAACGUACAGGUCGCAUUUGUUGUCCGAUUUUCGCAAAAUUUUGCAUAAGUCUCUUUUUUGAUCCAUGGACGAACGCUAUUAAUUUUUGAAAAAAUCGGUCCAGAUUUAGAUAUAGCUCCCAUAUAUAACUUUCAUCCGAGAUGCCCUUUUAAAACUGUAAAAACCACAAUUUUGGUCCGGUUUUUACAAAAUUUGGCUCAGAGUGCUUUUUUGACGUCCCAACAUGUGUGCAAAAUUUCAUUGAGAUCGGUCUAGAUUUAGAUAUAGCUCCCAUGUAUAUCUUUCAUCCGAUAUGCCCUUUUAAAGCUGUAGGAGCCACAAUUGUGUUCCGAUCUUUUUUUUCCAUGAUAUAUUUCAUGUGGCGUCUUAAUACGUGUGCAAAAUUUCAUCUAAAUCGGUUCAGAUUUAGAUAUAACUCUCAUAUAUAACUUUCAUUCGAUUUAACCUAUUAAGGCUAUAGAAGGCACAAUUUUGGUCCGAUCAAAUUAUCAAAUUUGGUACGAAAUGCUUUUUUGGGCGUCCUGGUAUGUGUGCAAAAUUUCAUGAGAAUCGGAUCAGAUUUAUACAUAGCUUCCAUAUGUAUCUUUAAUCCGAUAUGGUAUUUUUUGGCUGCAGAAGGCACAAUUUUGACCUUCUACAGCCAUAAAAGACAAUAUUAUGGCUGUAGAAACCACAAUUUUGGUCCGAUCUUUACCAUAUUUGGCACGAAGUGCUUUUUAGACGUCCUGGUAUGUGUGCAAAAUUUCAUCAGAAUCGGAUCAGAUUUAUAUAUAGAGCUUCCAUAUAUAUCUUCCAUCCGAUAUUCCCUUUUAAAGCUGUAGUAGCCGCAAUUUUGGUCCCAUCCUUACAAAAUUUUGCAGAUGUUUUAUUUGACGACAAAAAAUAUCAUCAACAUCGAAUCAGAUUUAGAUAAAACUCGCAUAUAUAUAUUUUAUGCGUUUCGACUUUUAAGGCUGUAGAAGCCACAACUUUGGUACAAUUGUAAGUAAAUCGUAGAAGGUUCUAUUCGAUAUUGCAAAAGGUAUGCAAAAUUAAAGUCUGACUAAAUUUGGAUAUAAGUGAUAUAUAUAUAAAAAGUAUUACAUAGACUCGGUGGUGUAGGGUAUUAUAUAGUCGGCUCCGCCCGACUUUUGGCCUUCCUUACUACUUAUCUUUAAUUGGCUGUGACUCAAUAUUUGUUCCACUAGCCGAAUGUAGAAUAGCGUUCUAAGCGCAUCGAUCUUCUGCACUCAAUCCAAAAUCUCUGACACCAAGUUUCGAGGUGUCUCCCAUAACUUGAUCUUUCCAUCGGGCUUUUGGUCUUCCCGGUUUGCGUGUACCACAGUGUUUGCCUUCAAAAACUUCUUUGCUGGAGCUUCUUCAUCCAUUCGGACAACAUGACCUAGCCAACGCAGCCGUUGUAUUUUGAUGCGUGUAACUAUGCUAUCGUCGUCAUACAGCUCAUACGGCUCGUGGUUCAUACGUCGCCUAUAUUCUCCACUAACGCAAACUGGUCCAUAUAUUUUACGAAGAAUCUUUCUCUCAAAUACUUCAAGCACUGCCUCUGCUGCUUUCACAAGUACCCAUGCUUCAGAACCAUAUAACAGACACUGAUGUCUUGUAUAGUGUAAUCUUCGUCUGUCGAGAGGUGGCUGCUUACUGCUUACUUAGUCCAAAGUAGCAUCUGUUUGCCAGUAUUAUUCUUCGCUUAAUCUCAAAACUGGUGUCAUUCGUUUCGGUUACGGCGGUGCCGAGGUAGAUAAAGUUACUGACUGUCUCAAAGUUGUGGUUCCCAACUUUCUCCAUUUUCUUUAUCUGCUCGGGUGGUGAAUGAAUAAUAGAGGUAAGCACGGUUAAUAGGGGAGCAUUAUUGAAGCAUGGAUAAUAGAGGUAAACCACGGUUAAUAGUGGUCCAAAACCAAAAGCACAGCAUGACGGUUAACAGGAGUAAAAGGUUAAUAUAGGCCCAGAUAAUCGAGAUUUAAAUCAGUGUAUUGAAUGUUCUGCUAAUACUUAUAUUGUUAAGAAGUGUGCAAUACAAUACAAAACUGUGAACUACAACAACACAUUUGCGUGUGGGCAACCCAACUUCAGUAGAGGUGCAAUCCGUAAUCAACACAUUCUGAAGACCUUGAAUACCAGGCCUUUUUCUUUCAUAAAUAUAUCUUUAUUCGCUCAAAAUGCGUAAUCGUGCUUUUAGUAUACUUUUCCUUAGGUAAGGGUACUUUUAGUACCCUUUUCUUUGCCCUUAGUAUACUUUUCUUUAGGUAAGGGUACCUUUAGUACCCUUUUCCUUGGGUUAGGUUAGAACAUUUUUUUUUUUGAAAUCAAAUACCGAUUGUACUUUAAACAAAUUUAUAAAAUGCAUGUGCAAAUUCAAAAACUACAUAAAAUAAAAUAAUUUUUUUUAAAAUAAAAUAAUAAUCUAGCGAAGUAUGACUCCCAAAACAUAAUAAAAUAGAAUAUUACUAUACUUACCUUUCAAUGCUAUUGUAAUGAUAUGUGUCAUAAUAAGUAAAAGGAGUGUAUAAAGUAAAACAAUACCAAAACUGAGCGUUAAGGAAAUUGAAAAUAGUUUUUUUCAAAACCAAUCAAAAAAAAUAAAUAAAUUUAAAAAAUUGAAGUAUUGUA